CGACCAUGAGCAAGAGUGGCGACGAUCUCCAGCUCUGCGAGAGCAUGCAGAUUGUCAAGCCGUGGCGUGCGACGUCCGACAACGAUGCCAUGGCCAAAUGGGCCGACGUCGCAGUGAGCUUGAUCAAGCUUGCAGCGUGGCCCGCGACGACUGACGCGGCGACAUGCAAGGCGCGCUGGGAGACGCUUCAAACGAGCAGCAACGACCCUCUAUUGGGCGACGGCGUCUCCCCAGAGCUACAGUCCAUCGUGCAAGAGCUUCUCCACGAAAUCGAAAAGGACGCUGUCGCCAACAACCAACCAAACGCCAAAUUGGUCCUCGGCGGCGCUGCGGUCGCUGGCGCGGUCGCUGCUCCGGUGGCGACCACGGCUGUCGUGGCAGGCCUCGGGUUUACCUCGAGCGGUAUUGCCGCGGGCAGCACUGCUGCUAGCAUGAUGUCAGCCGCUGCUGUGGCCAACGGAGGCGGCGUCGCGGCGGGCUCGACCGUCGCCGUGCUUCAGUCUGUCGGUGCCGCGGGUCUCGGAGUCGCUGGUGGCGUUGCGGUGGCUGCUGUCGGUGUUGCGAUCGCGCUGCCAAUCGCAGGCGCCUUUCUCUGGUUCCGCAAGCCACGCAGCGACGACAACAAGGACGAUCCGAGCAAGUAGCUCUGCGCAGCAACCCCACUGAACGACGAGUACUAGGUACACCCUAGUGGCUUGCUGAAAAUCGAAAUUAAUGCAGACUAAGAACUCAUUUCAACACCAGCGUCGAUUGCAAAGCCGAGACAGCAGAAAACGUUGCUGCGUUCGUAUAGUUACAUGAGACCCCACGCCUUGAGCGCAAUGAUGAGAUGGAGCGCCUCGAGCGUGUUGCCAGCGA
Messenger RNA from Saprolegnia diclina VS20, 858 nucleotides. RefSeq lists its product as hypothetical. The record is from RefSeq and is a predicted model, not a curated record. Bases 6 to 644 code for a protein of 212 amino acids. Gene Ontology annotation, cellular component: membrane. The transcript has a single exon. NCBI's taxonomy places the organism in Eukaryota, Oomycota, Saprolegniomycetes, Saprolegniales, Saprolegniaceae.